Molecule: messenger RNA, 348 nt
Organism: Paramuricea clavata
Lineage: Eukaryota; Metazoa; Cnidaria; Anthozoa; Malacalcyonacea; Plexauridae
Source: the annotation of a GenBank genome assembly
GUCCAAAAUGGAAUCGAGAAAGCCUGGGGGAGUAAACAUUAUGUCCUUAAUCCGUUUCAAAUCCUGUGUCCUCUUUGUGGAGAAAUUCGAGUUCUGUCAAAAAUGAACCAACCGCAGGAAAUAGUAGCCCAUAUUAAGGAGUGCAAAGGUAACUCACUGCCAUCUGCACGUGAAAUUGCUAUUAAACGAUUUCAAGCAUGGAAGGAAAAUAACUUUGUCACUGAGGUGCAGCUGAAUAAUGUGGCAAAACUCAUUCCAGAUUUAUUUGAAAAUCAUUCGGUCAUAAUUUCAAAACCAAUGGUCAGAGCAGCAGUUCUGGCCCGUGGCAUUGAUGAAGGGGCAGUUUAA